Messenger RNA from [Torrubiella] hemipterigena, 1140 nucleotides. The record is from the annotation of a GenBank genome assembly. NCBI's taxonomy places the organism in Eukaryota, Fungi, Ascomycota, Sordariomycetes, Hypocreales, Clavicipitaceae.
CGCCAAACUAUCAAGGAUGUUUUCAGAUGACGAGGUCCGGGCUCUCAUCGAGCUACAAUGCAACUUCAUACCCUCUGUGACGUCUCUGCAACGUUCCGGUGAGGGAGGCGAGCACCAAGCGUGGAUUAUCAACGACUCCUAUGUCGUACGUGUGCGGGACGAUGAAGACGGGUAUGAGCUCUUACAAAGAGAGGCCUUGCUCCUAGAGUCGUUGAGAUCUACAGCAACAAGAAACGGUCUAGACCAGAGAAUCAUACCGUCGUGCCUCGUCACUGGGCAACACAAAGGCGUUGCGUUUGGAGUGUAUGACAAGAUCCGCGGCAUAUCGGUAGAAGAAGUCCCCGAAGCGGUCAGCCAGCAUACAGAAGAGGGGCUUGUAUCGGUACUUUACCUAUUACGGAAGAUGUCGCUCGAUGGGGCAAGAGCUUUGAAACUCCUGGAUGAGGACCCUAUUGAUAUGCCGCAACUACGACGUGAUGCGCUCGUUGCGUGGGAGCGGCUGAUUUCCAAGGAGCAGUGGCCACCUCACUCGAAAUUGGGGCAAUUAUUGCAAAUAGACGAGACGUCUCCUGACGAACAUGUGCAUAUAGUCCAACAUGCAGACCUGAAAGGCGAGCAUAUUUUUGUCAACCCCGACACAGGCCGUCUCACAGGCAUCAUUGACUGGAGCGACGCCCAAAUCGGGGAUCCUAGUGUUGACAUUGGUGGUAUAGCGAUUUCUAUUGGCGCCGUGGCUGCUAUGCGUAUCGGCAAGCAUGCAGGCUAUUCUAACCCGACAAUUCAGCGUGGUCUUGUAGUUGCGCGGUGCAAUGCGAUUCUUUUGCUGGACGAGACGCUCAAUGUUGGCACUGACUGUCCAAUCUGGCUGUUAAAGAGACAGCUGCAGCGUGCUAUGGAAGAAGAGUCAGGCAAUAUUAAUUAGCUUAUUACUAAUUAUAAUAUCAAUUUGUGAAUACAUUAAUGAUGCAUCUGGGUGGGAGAAGACCUGACCAAGGUGUGUUUUAUCAAGUCUGUGGUACACGAGAUGCUGCCAACUGCACCAGCUGCGCCAGUUGUGUUACACUGCGUCAUCACCACCGCCAGCUGUCAAUUAAUUAUUUUAAAAUCAACACCUUCCAUCGUCUACAUAUUUCGUCCUUG